Ylistrum balloti is the source of this 2060-nucleotide messenger RNA. Its product is annotated as core-binding factor subunit beta-like. Lineage: Eukaryota; Metazoa; Mollusca; Bivalvia; Pectinida; Pectinidae. The record is from RefSeq and is a predicted model, not a curated record. The transcript has 5 exons. The coding region runs from base 1 to 651 and encodes 216 amino acids. Gene Ontology annotation, cellular component: nucleus; core-binding factor complex. Gene Ontology annotation, molecular function: sequence-specific DNA binding; transcription coactivator activity. Gene Ontology annotation, biological process: regulation of transcription by RNA polymerase II.
AUGAAUGAAGUGACUUCAGACAGCAUGCUGUCAUUCGUUACGAACACGUUGUGUUGUGAAGUCGGGACUAGUGUACCGAGAACUAUGCCUCGUGUGGUUCCCGAUCAGAGAUCAACAUUUGAAAAUGAAGAACUAUUUAGAAAACUUAGUCGUGAAUGUGAGGUGAAAUACACUGGAUUUAGAGACCGACCCCCAGAGGAGCGGCAGUUACGAUUUCAGACUGAAUGUAGGGAAGGGCAUGCGGCCUUGGCUUUUGUUUGUACGGGAACAAAUCUUCAGCUUAGUUUUUCAUCAAAUGCUUGGUCUGACAAGGAUGAAGACAGAGUAACAACGCGGGAAUUUGUAGAUUUUGAAAGAGAAGUUGGAAAGGUUCACCUAAAAUCACAGUUUAUAAUGAAUGGUGUAUGUGUGAUAUGGCGGGGUUGGGUGGACUUAAAUCGACUCGAUGGAGUAGCAUGUUUAGAAUUUGACUCAGAACGAGCAGAGGUGGAAGCGGCGAUGCUGAGAGAUCAGAUAGAACAGUAUAACCGACGGCUGCGCGAGUUUGAGGAACGACAACGACAGUAUCGCCAGCAGCAGGAGAGACAGGCAGAGCAGGAAGCAGAGGUAGUAGAGGCUUUGUUGUGUAUAGCUGAAGAAGGCAAGCACUAGACUCUCACACCCCACCCUCCCCCUGCUAAACGCCAACCCAUAGCCACUUCAGACAAGAAAACUCACUCACAGCAAAACUUUUAUAACCUUGUACAAAACUUUUUUAAAUGGCAAUAAAGUAGAUAAAAAGUAUCGUUCGGCAGCACAGAAAGUUUGUAUAGGGAAGUGUGCACUUUACUGGGUUUAUCUAGCUUAGGUUAGUGUUUGGUCGAGAAUCUUGGACUGACCACAGUUGACUGAGGCGUGGCGGGGAAGGGACCGGGCCUGCAUGCUGUGUUAUCGUUGUGGUAUUUCAUACCCUGACAGACGCUUCAUCCACUGUUUUACACCACUUUCAGGGCCAGCUAUGGGAUGACGAGUGGAGUUAAGCCUGUGUCACCAUGCAUGUUUUCUCCGUUAUCAUGGGGGACACAUUCAGUGUUGUGCAAUCGCCUCGGAUUUCAGUCCGUUUGUCCGUGCUUCCUUCCUGGAGGUGCAGACCACCUCCUUCCUCUGCUCCAGUGACUGUUGUAAAGUGUUGUCAAGGCAAAAUAUUCUCUUUGACACUUGUGAUAUUAUUUUUUCAUUAUUAUUUUGAUUUCAUUUUUUGUCUCAAAUUUUCAUUUUUUGGAAUUUAUGUGGCCACAAUAUUUCAUUUGAACAUGAAUUAUUUAGAAUGCCUAUUGUUUCUCACUGCCAACAUUUUGUUUAUGAAUGCUUUUCUGUUGUUUUAAUUUCAUGUUUGUUCAGUAUUGUGAGAUUUUGAUGUUGUAAAUGGUGUAAAGAUCAUACAAAAAGUGUUGUAUUUAACAUUUCUUAGUCCAUAUGAAACUUUCUAGUCAUAUGAAAUGGACCAAGAUGUUUGAAGGUAGAUUAUUUGGUCACUUUAAUAAUUCAUGCAAUGCCUCAGAAUGCAACCUAUAUAUGUAGAGAUUCAUUUAGGGAGAUGAUAUAUUAGUGAUAUGUAAAUAGGAAAAUCUACUUUGCAUUAAGUUUGAGUAACUUUGUAAAACUUUAUUGACCUCUACAUAUCUGUGAUGGAGUGAAAGUGUCUGAAUAAAAGACUUAUCAUAUAAACUGACAUAUAGUGUUUAAAUGAAGUGCUGAAAUUGUAUAAAAAUGUAAGAUAUGUGAGUGAGAGUGAUAAAUAUGAUGAGAAUUGUGAAGUAGAAUUGGAGAGAAGUUGAGAAAACUUGAAUAUGAGCCCCCCUCUUGAAGAGCAACAGAUUUGAGUGUAGCUAUCCACAAGCCAACCCUCACACUCAUUCCUAUACUCUAAGAUGUGUAAAAAAUCAAUAAAUUCUUCAAAAAAGGUUAGAGUUAUCUCCCUUCCUAGUGUUGAUAUGAUACUGCUGGAUUUUAACAUAAAAUUCUAUAUAAAGAUUAUAUAUAUGAAUGGUUUAUUUUUUGUAAAAUUAUUAUAACCUUUC